Messenger RNA from Gaeumannomyces tritici R3-111a-1, 2548 nucleotides. Its product is annotated as allantoinase. The coding region runs from base 699 to 2384 and encodes 561 amino acids. The record is from RefSeq and is a predicted model, not a curated record. Lineage: Eukaryota; Fungi; Ascomycota; Sordariomycetes; Magnaporthales; Magnaporthaceae. Gene Ontology annotation, molecular function: allantoinase activity. Gene Ontology annotation, biological process: purine nucleobase catabolic process. The transcript has 2 exons. Gene Ontology annotation, cellular component: cytoplasm.
GUUUCUGACCGUGCCCGAUAGGAUGAGCUCGAAAUGAACGGGUGCCGGCAUCUUGCGCAGCAGGAGCUAAAGGUAGGCACGGAAAGCCCAGGGCUCGGAGGCUUCGCAUGAGAAAGCAUGUGUCGGGCCCUGGUCGCCGAGCAAAUGGCGAUAGCGCCGGGGCGGGAGACCGGACUGGGAGCCUUGCAGCACUGGACUUGCAGCACUGGGGCCUUCCUCUUUGUUCUGGAAUCGAGCCGCUUCCCACGCCGGCACUCCCGCGGACUGCUCAAUCCCAAAUCGUCCAUCGCCCCUGACUCGUCCGCCACAAAACCCGGGCGAGCUGCCUUGAGCUGCCUUCCCUUUGUUUCCAGAUCCCGCCCUUCCGGAUUCUGCCUCGAAUUCCGAACAGCCGCCUCUGUCUGUACUGUGUACAUACCUACACCCGAGAUAGCAUCGUGCCGUGUGUGGCGAACAGAAGCCGUGCCCCCUUUGUCAUACUCGCUUAUCAACCACCGUAUCGUCGGCUUACUGUGUAGGGGGCGUGCCGUCGGGUCCAGUUGGGCUGUUAUCGCGGCCAAAUCGACCUCGCAGCCACCAACCUUGCCAGAAAUCCCCCACCAAACCAGAGCCCUCCCGCCUUCCCCAGAUUCUCCCACCCCGUUUUUAGAAGCAAACUGCAUAGCACUCCCGCCAGACUACAACCCCUUCCCGCAGCGAUGGGCUCCGUAGUGGUCUUCGACGAGGCUCCGCCCGCCGACGCCGGGCCCCUGACGGUCCUGGUGUCCACGCGGGCCGUGCUGACCCUGCCCGACGGCUCGCUCGUCCUGACGCCGGCCACCAUCGCCGUGUCGGCGCGGACCGGCAAGAUCGUGUCGGCAGUGCCGGCCGUGCUGCCCGCGAGCUCGUUCCCCGAGUCGACCACGUACGUCGACCACUCGCCCAGGCUGCUCCUGCCGGGCCUUGUGGACGCGCACGUGCACCUCAACGAGCCCGGGCGCACCGAGUGGGAGGGCUUCGCGACGGGCACGCGCGCCGCCGCGUCGGGCGGCGUCACCACCGUCGUCGACAUGCCGCUCAACGCCAUCCCGCCCACCACGACGCUGCACGGGUUCCGGGAGAAGCUGGCGGCGAGCGAGGGCCAGUGCUGGGUCGACGUCGGCUUCUACGGCGGCGUGGUCCCCGGCAACAGCGCCGAGCUGCUGCCGCUGGUCGAGGCCGGCGUUCGCGGCUUCAAGGGCUUCCUGAUCGAGUCGGGCGUCGACGAGUUCCCGGCCGUGUCGUCCACCGACAUCGCGCUGGCCAUGGAGACGCUGCGCGACCAGCCCACGACGCUCAUGUUCCACGCCGAGAUGAUCCCGCCCAUCACGGACUCGGUCGGCGACGCGGUGCAGACGUCGGGGCCGCCGCUGGCGCCGACGGGCGAGGCGACGGCCUAUAGCACCUUUCUCGAGUCGCGCCCGCCCGCCUUCGAGACGUACGCGGUCGAGGAGAUCCUGUCGCUCGCCCACCUGGCGCCGUCGCUGCACCUGCACAUCGUGCACCUGUCGGCCACGCAGUGCAUCCCGCUGCUGCGCGAGGCGCGCGCGCGGGGCGUCAACAUCACGGCCGAGACGUGCUUCCACUACCUGGGCCUCGCGUCGGACGACAUCGAGGACGGCGACACGCGCCACAAAUGCUGCCCGCCCAUCCGCAGCCGCGUCAACCAGGACGGCCUGUGGAAGGAGCUGGCCGACUCCGAGGGCGGCGUCAUCCGCACCGUCGUCAGCGACCACUCGCCCUGCACGCCAGAGCUCAAGCUACUGCCCAACCACCUGCAGCAGCCGACCGUGGUGGACGAUGUCGACGGCGCCGCCCUCUCGCCGUCGCUGAGCCGGAACCCGCACGACUCGGGCGUCGACGUCUCGAUGCCACAGGAGGAGGCCGCGGCUCUGGACGACAAGACGGCCACGAACCAGGGCGACUUCUUUGCCGCCUGGGGCGGCAUCUCGUCGGUGGGGCUGGGCCUGCCCAUCCUGCACACGGCGGCCGCCCGUCGCCGGAAGCAGCAGCAACAGCAAGCCAACUCCUCCACCAUAGCACCACCACCCUCCAUCCUCGACAUCGUCCGCCUCUGCAGCCAGGCGACGGCGCGGCAGGUGGGGCUCUCGCACCGCAAGGGCGGGCUGGCGGUGGGCAUGGACGCCGACGUGUGCGUCUUUGACGACGCGGCCGCCUGGACGCUGCGGGCAGGUGAGAUGCGGUGGAGGAACCGCUGCUCGCCCUGGGAGGGCCACGAGUUCGUCGGGCGCGUGUGCGAGACGUGGCUGCGCGGCCAGAGGGUCUUUGAGCUGGGCGGGCCCAACGCCGGCUUCGUGGGGCUGCGGCCGAUGGGCGUGCCGCUGAUCGAGAAGAGGGUUGCGUGACGGAGGGGAGGGGGAGGAGGAUAGAGUUUUUUUCUGGUGCUGCACGAUCCGGGGCGUUUCGUCCGAACCAUGCGGCCGUUGCGGCGAGACUUUGGGUCACUCCAGGUUCACGUGAGUUGAUGACGCCAGUGUGCUGAUCAUCUUGGCACUUUUCAUUGGAUUGG